AUGACCUUCCCGCCGAGAAUGUUCGAACAAUCAAAACGUCCCCUUUUCCAAGUUGCGAGACGCAAGAAGGCAUUGUUAAGGUGCGGCGGCGGCGGCGGAGGCUCACGCGGAAAGACGCAAACAUUCGCUCUUCCGGCCGGUCUCGGCGCUCUUUUUUUUGGAUGCGAGGGUGCUUGGCUUGGCUCGGCUGUGUUGGGAGGUUAGGGCAAGACAAACGGAAGGAGGAUAAAAAAAACGGUUGGCGUGAACACGAGGAAUUUUGAUAAUUGCUUGAAAACGAUAAUGUUUUUUUUCAUAACAAAAGGAAUAAAUUGACGGAAUAAAAAGUAAGAAGGAUUUUUGAAUUUUUUUAGCCUGUUGAAAAACAAGUUCCGAACAUUUCAAUUCAAGAGAAGCUUCUGAAAAAAAUGCAAGAGUCUCCGUUUUUGAGAUUUUCGAAAAAAACAUUAUUUUGAAAUUUUGAAAUUUUUUCAAGGCUUUCAUGGGGAGAUAAUUCUGGAGACUUUGGAUUCGAAAUAUUUUUUUCUGAAAGUUAUAUAUCCGUUUCUCGCCUUCACAAAAAUAUAGAACUUCUAUCGGUUUUCGAAAAAAAUUUCAAUUUUGAUUCUCAUUUUUUUUUUGACUAAGUUUUAAGCAUUAUAAUUCGGAAGAAUUCACUGAAAAAUUCAGAAAUUUCCAUUGAAAUGAAAACCUCAUUUCCGGUUAUAUAACUUUUGAGUUUUUUUCAAAGCUCUGAGCUUUACAAAGCAUGGAAAAAUAAGGUUUUUUCAUUUUUAUUUCGGUAUUUCAGUCGGUCAACCAAAAUGAUCCCCGAGGUUUCGGAUGAAUAUUCUGGAAGUAUCAAUUUUUGUGUCAAGGUUUCGAUUUUUCAAAAAUGGUAUAAUUUUAGAGAUUUUAAUGGUUUUCUUCCACUAUCUGGAGUACUUUUUCUUGUUAAAUAUGAAGUUUUUGCAAGUUCUAGGAUUAUUUAUCUAGAAAAAUUAUGGCCAGUUUUCAGAAAGUUAUAAACAGCUGGUUUGUAUGAUUUUUUUCAAGUAUUUUUUUCUCAAAAAAAGUAUUUUUUUGCUUAAUUCACAAAAGGUUUCUGCUUAAUCUAAUCAAAAAAAUAAUAGUUUUGAAAAAAAUGGCUUUUUAUCACUACGUAAAGUUGAACAAUGUUCCUUGUAAUCUCGAAAAGUUUCAAGUCCCCUUCUCAAAAAUUCCAGUUCAAAGGAAGCGUGCUGAACACACGUGCUAAUCCUGCCAACUGAUUCACGGCUUACAGGUCGGCUUAAUAUGUUCCAAUGGGAGGGGGAGGGAGAAAGGCGGAAAAAGAGCUCGGGGCUCCGCCCACCGGGCUCGACAGUGCUCCGCUGCCUUGCCGCCAACCCCCCGUCUUUCCGCUUUUCCAUCACCACCAACAAACGUUUUAUUCAUGGCGGCCGGAUCCAACUCUCGCUGGGAGGGCCUUGGUAAUCAUUUUACUAUCGUAUUUAACAGAAAAGGGUCCAGUUUUUACUUCAAACUGUUGAUUUUAAAAAUUUCUUUCUUUUUAAUUGACUGGGAGGGCCUUGGUAAUCAUUUUACUUUAUUUGAACCUGUUGAUUUUUUAAAAAUUAUUUAUUUUCUAACUGACUCGGGGGUUCUUGGUAAUCAUUUUCGUACCAUUUUUUUAACAGAAAACCAUAAAUUUCUCAAUUUUUUUCCUCAAACUUUUUACGGACCAUUUUCUCAUUUUUUUAAUCAACAAAUUAAUUCUUGAAACUUUUUUUAUCGUUCCGAAAAAUGACGAGAAGAAGCUGAGAGACUGAUUUUUUUAAUGUAUCAUUUCAUGAUCCCAGUACUUUUCAGCAUUUUCUCUAUUACUAUUUUCAAAAUGAUCCACAUUUUUUUCCUCCCUUUUUCUGGUUCAUUCGAAAUUUUCAAACCAUAUUUCAAGAUUUCUGAAAAAAAUUGCUGAGUAAAACAAAAAAAUACCAAUUUCCAAUUUAUCUUGUUACUUUUUAUUUCUCCUCUGAAGUUUGUUCUUCAGUUUUAUUUCACUGAUUGAAAAAAACAUCCAAUAUUUACAUUCUCUCAAAGGAAUAUUAGUUUCGUUACCUCCUGGAUCAAUAGUUUCCUGAUUUUUUUUCGGAUAUACGCCCCCCUCAUAAUUUUUUUGAAUCAAACUUCUAGAUAGUUUCUUUUGACAUGAUUUUUUUAUUAGGUUGCGAUGAUUUUUUUUUUCUUGAAUUCACAACGGGAUCCAUGAAUUAUAAUUAGCGUACUCAGAAAUUCAGAGUGGUACUUAUAGGGAUUAGAGGAAACAUCAGCCCUUAUAGGGGCCGAAAAAGUGGUCUCCAUAGGGGUAAAAUCAAGUGAAAUCAUUAUUUGUUUAAUUUUUCGCAUGAAAACGCUUCUUCGCAUAGAGUAUAUAAAAAUUAUCGACUAGCAUGUCUUUUCUAGGGGCCUCUAACUAAAACCUCUAUAGGGACCAAUUUUCCAAGCUUUAGUGGCCACUACAGGAGUGGUGAUACGGUCCCUAGUGGGGGUCCUCCAAGGGUCCCUAAAAUUGCCACUUUAGGGAGCGCUCUGAAGUCCCUACGAAUUCUACCCUUUUUCAAAAGUUUUUUUCCCAAGAAUUUUCAAUUUUUUAUUUUUGUUUCUAAAAUUUUUCAAACGGUCCUCUGAAAACGGCUGUACAAAAUGAGAUGAGAAAAAGGUCACGUUAUUAUGUAUUCAGGCUGUUUGAAAUGUGAAGCACGUCAAUACUUGCAGCAGCCUCUUUUUGAAUUUAUUAUACUCACUUUUUUUCAAAGUUUGACCAUUACUCACUAAAAGUUAAUUUUCCUAAUAUCGGGAUUUAAACUUGUAUAUCAAUUUUUAUUUUUCUGUUUCUGAAAAGAUUCAAGUAGAGAAAGUUCGAUUAAUUACUGAUGUGCAGGAAUUUGAACCUCGAGAGAAAUUCAGAAAAACAGUUCUUUUUAUAACUUGAAAAGACAGUUUAUUGGGAAAAACUUUAGUGGCCAAUUAAGGGGUUCCUCGAGGACUAUUAAGUGGUCUAUGAAAUUUCGCUGACCCCUAAAGUGGCUCCUAAAAUGUUUAGUGGUCAACUAGUACCACUUAGACUUUUCAAAGGGCUGUUAAUUUUUAUUCUCUUAAGUGGCUUCUAUUUCGACUACUACAGUGGUCAUUAGGGCGUCAGAACCCUAAAGUGGCCACUAAAAUGUUCUCUAGUAUCUAAAGCUUGCCUGAAAUUUUUGGUUCAAAAUAUUCCCCUUAAAGCUUUCCUACGCCAUAUUUUUGAUUAAUUUGUGGGAGAAGGGGGGUCUAAAAACUUUGGAGGUUUUCGAAGAAGUCUCACGAGAUGAAAGGACUUGCAACUUUAGCAGAAUCUGAGUGGGCGGCUUCAAAAAUUCGAUUUUUCUCGAAAAAGAAAACGGAUUUCAGUGUCCCCCGGCAAUGCGAACAUCCAGUACGACACCUCGGGCAACCGAGUUCUUGCCCAGCAGACCACGAUUCUCAACCCGAACAGCCUGGUCCGCUCUGGCCUCAUCGGCCAGCAAGUUAACAGUUCGUUUUUUUUUUAAUCAGUGAAAAAAAAUCUUAAAAUUUUAUUCGAGCCUUAGAUAGGGUUGAUGAAUAAGGUAGCAUGUCUUAAUUAUACUUAAUUAUAGUUAAAUAUACUAUAUAAUUCAUUUUUACUUCUUUUUUUUCAUCGUUUACAUUAUACCCUAGACAUAUCAAAAACAAAAACAGCCGAUUGUCGGAUAGCUUGUCUGCACUCUCCACCUUCCAGGCGCUCUCUCUUUUUUUAAUCGUGGCAGGACCUUUUUCGGUGGCUUGAGCCCAUCAUAAGCCUGCUGAAUAACAUCUAUUGCGAGAAUUUUUUUUUUCCAAGGGAGGAGAGGCCUAGGGUACACUUAAAGGCAUAGGGGCAGUAAAAAACGGUGUUUCAGUUCAAAGCAGUACUUUGUAGAGCUUUUCAUUGCGAAUCGAACGGUGAACUUGGAAAUGUACCAAACUUCCUAGUUUUGGAGAAAAAAUGUUUCAAAGCCCGAGAGAGGAAAGUUUGAGUUCCCGCGAAAAGGGCGCUUUGCAGUAAAGUUGCUCUAUGGACAACAGGUUUCGCCAUGUUCCGGAUUUUCGCUUUUUUCUUCGUUUCUUUCAAUUUUCAAUGUUUUCUGUUGUCACCAAAGUCUUUUCGUCGCAAAAGCUUUCUAUUCAUGCAUAAUUUGCGAACUUUGAUCGCAAAAAUGCUUCUUUGGUGAAAAAUGAUGAUUUUACACAGGUUUCGAUUGGGAUAGAGAUUUUUUGUGUUUUCUUUAUUAUCGGUGUUUGUUUUCUGUUUUCUCAAUCGAUUUUUCAGAAAAGAAACCCUUAAUUUGAAGCAGAUAGCCGGUUAUUUCUCCCAAAAUGCGAGUCUAAUGAGACGUCCGCAACAUCGCGUGCACGGCUACUGUAAACAGUUGUCCGCAUGCCGAUCCAAAGCUUUUUUCAAAAUUAAAGGCGCGAAAGUAAAAUCGCGUUUUUCUUCUAAAGUUGUCACACCUGUAAUUUUUUUGAGUACACCAUUCGAUUCGCAAAGAAAAAUGUAUAAGAUACUGCUUUCACCUGAAACCCCAUUUUUACUGCCCCUAUGCCUUUAAGCAAAAUUUUUUUCAAAAAAUCGAAAAACGUGUAAACGAAUAGUAAAAGGUGAGAGUGAAAAUUCAACAAAAAAAACUUUUCCUAGGGAAGUUUUGAAAAAAAUUUUUAAGAAAAAAAGCUAUAAAUGAGUUUUUUUGUUUCUAUUUUUCCAAGGUUGAAUUUUUUUCUUAUUAAUAUCCAGCUUCAAGCCUGAAAGCCAUAUAUGGGCAAACGUUUCUCAAAGGUCAUCAUGUUUUUUUUUUGAGACUCAUCAAAUUUUUCUUUUUUUCUUUCUUGUAAGUUGUAAAUUUUGCUUUUUUUCCGAUUCUUUUUCGAGCUAUUUUAAAAUUGGCUAGGUCUUCCUUUGUUUUUUAUACGUUUUGAAAGUAGAUUUUAUUCAUUUUUAGCCAUCGAUCCUUCAUUCUAUGACUGCAUCUACAACGUCGCCAACACUGGCGGAACCGUCAUCGAACGUUGCUACAAGGACAUUGGCUGCUGCAACGACGGCUGCUGCAAGAAUGGCGAUUGGUAACUUUUUCAACCUUUUGAUAAGAAAAAAAUCAGCUGGAAAGAUUUUUUUAUCUGAAUUUUAAGAUCGAAAGUUUGAAAAAAAUCAAUUUUUUUGAUACAUUUUGAAAAGUUUUUGGUAUUAAGCCGUCAUUUGAAACUGUCUGACCUGUCUGCGCUCUCUUUUCUUUUUUUUUAUAGUCAAUUUUUUCCGAAUCGAAAGGCGAUAUAACAAACUACAUCGCGGGCGAUAUAGCCAAAGAAGUUGUUUGCUAUAUUUUUUUAAAUUUUUAUGAUGUAUGAAUGGAAUUUUAAAAAAACAAGAAAGAAAUCGCAUUAAGACGAGAGCGAUAUCGCUCGCGGCCCAGCGUUCCUACCGCUGAACUGUCUGUACUCUCUUUUCCCUCACCGGCGUGGUCGUGGAUUUGUAGAGGGAAUAGAGAGCGCAGAGAAAUCAGACUUUCAAGAAUGAACUUGGUAAUAACGUGUACUUUUUAAGUCACGUAUGGCUUUAUUAUUGAUCAGAAAAAAUCUUUUUCUUUAAUUUUUUUUUUUCGUUCACAAGAAACCUGCCAAAGACGGCAGAGAAGAGCUCUCGAGAAAGUUAAUCCAUCGAAAAGUGGGUUGACGUUCGAAAAAGAGAGGAAUUUCGAAGGAGAAGCUCAAUGCGCCUGUGCAAACAGGGCGGCGGAAACGCCCGACGGAUGAUUCAACUCGCAAAUCUUUCAAAAUCGGGCCUAUUUCAUCUGUUUUGAGGUUGAUAUUGAUAGUUUGGACCUUGGAGUUUGAAGUGAGAAAGUUGAAAACUGGAAAAAUUUUCAGUGAGGAAUUUUCUAAUUUUUCCAGUACCGAAUUAUCGAAUAAUUAAAAUCAAGUUCGGCGAAAAUUCGCUCUAUAGAACCAAAAAUCUAGUCGCGCCAAAGUUUCCAUUUUGUAAAAUAUUUUGGGUAUAAAUGCCCCUUUUUUGAGCCUAUUUGCGGUUGUUUGAAGGCUGGUGCGUAAAUUAUUACCUCUGAAAGAGAUCUAAAACUAAACAAUACAUUUCUUUGAAGAAAAUGACCACUUUUCAUUUAGAAAGGACGAAAAAUCAGCAAAAAAAUGAAGAAAAGUAAAGUGAUACUGCAUUGUGAACCACUGGAAAUGAAUGAAUAGAGAAUGCUAAUUUCUAGGCACAACAAGUACGGAUGGGCGGUGGCGUUGAUCGUGAUCUUCUGCAUCCUGGUCAUCAUCGCGUUCGUCAUUUGGCUCGUCGUCUGGCUCUUCAACAGAUCCAAGGACAAGCAGCUCAAGCGCGAGAUGUACUAUGAGGAUACUUACUCGCAGGUUUGAUACUGUCUGACCUGUCUGCGAUCUCUUUUCCCUCACCGGCUAAGUUAUAGAACCAUGGAAAUAGCACAUGGACAUGAGAGGGAAGAGGGGGGACAGAACCCUGCUAUCAUAACAGAGCUCUCGUCCGUUGAUAGAAGCUUCAAAAGGCGCUGAACCCCCUUAAGUGUUCACUUGGAGCCAAUAUUCUUUUCAACUCAAAUGCUAGAUUUACUAGGAGAAGACUAACUCGCAGGUUGGUGACAGUCUGACCUGUCUGCGCCCUCUUUUCUCUCACUUCAUCAUGAGAAUAGCGCAUUAACAUGAGGGGGAAGAGAGAAAGCUGAGAAAUUAGAAAGCUGUUAUCAUGGCCGAUUUCUGGUCUAUUGAAAAAAACCUCAAGAGGCGCUGAAACUCCUUAAGUGAUCCCUUGCCAAUAUUCUUUUCAACUCAAGUGCUGGAUUCACUACGAGAAGGCUUACUCGCAAGUUGGAGACUGCCUGACCUGUCUGCGCCUCUUUUCCCUCGCUGGAUACGUCAUAGAACUAGCAGAAUAGCACAUGAACAUUAGAGGGAAGAGGGGAGGCAGAAAAAGCAGAUACCUGUUAUCAUAACCGAUCUCUGGUCUAUUGAAAGGAGCCUCAAGGGGCGCUGAAACUCCUUAAGUGAUCACUUGAUAUUUCUUGGAGCUGAUUAUCUCGUUCGUUAGGCGCGAGAUGUACUACGAGGAGACUUACUCACAGGUUUGAGACUGUCUUACCUGUCUGUGCUCUCUUUUCCCUCACCGGCUAAGUCAUAGAACCAUGGAAAUAGCACAUGGACACGAGAGGGAAGAGUGAAAGCAGAGAAGUCAGAGUUUCGAAGUAGAUCUGUUAUCAUAACCGUUAUGUGGUCUAUCAAAAGAAACGUCUUAAGUGAUCACUUGCCUUGGAGCUAAUAAUCUCUUUAGACCUCGAUCGAGUUUUUUCCCACCAAAAUAGGACCCAAAAAACGUCAAUUUCUUUGUUGAUCUUCCCGCCGCGAGGGUUUUUUUUUUCGCUCACUUGCUCAACUUCCGUUUCCUCAUCACUUAUUUUCAAACAAACAUUGACCUCUUUUUUGGUAAAUCGUGCAACUUGAGCUUUAGGUCAUGGGAAAGAAGUUUUGAGAGUAGAGAAACUGAAAAAAAAAAGAUGGGAGUAGAUAGAGAUGAAGGAGAAGCUUAAGAUGAAGCUGAACUUUGAGGAUGAUUAUUAUGUUUUCUAUGAAGAAAUUUUCAAAAGUAAAGCUUUCCCAUUAAUUCUCUAAAAAUUAUUUAAAGGAGCAGUGUCUUUUCUUCAAAAAUGGACCCGACACGAUUAGCAAAGUAGUAAAUAUCUCGGACAUUGGUAACGCGAAACGGACGUUUCUGGAUAUUUCUAGUGACCGCUUUAGAAGCGUCAGCACUCUCAAGUGAUCCCUAGAAUCGCCCAGAAACGUCCAGAGCACGUCUGUCUCGCGUUAUCGAGGUCCGAGAUACUUACUACUUCGCUAAUCGUGUCGGGACCAUUUUUGAAAAAGAUUCACUGCUCCUUUAAAUGCUCCGUCUGUCGUUAUCGAGGCCCGAGAAUAAUGAGAGCUUUAUACAGUAAUCUGAGCAUUUUUGAAUAAAAUUUGGAUGUGAACUCUUUAUUUAUCUUGAAUAUUAUAGUAAAAAUCCGACUUUGACCCAUCGUUUGGUUUUGUUUUUUCACAAAGGCUUGAAGCUCUUUUUAAAAAUUUGUACUCAAAAUUGGGCUAAAUUGUCUUUUUUUUCAAAGAAAUAAAACGGUCUGAAGCUUGUGAUUUCAUCAUCUUAGGCUGUUCUACUUUUUCAUUUUUAUCAUGAAAAUUCGUCUCAUUUUGUCCCCGAAAAGUGAUGAAAUUUUUGUCUCGAAGGAAUGAGCCAAAUUCCUACGUGUAUGUAUGCUCAAGCGUAGAACAUGACGACAAAAAUCACUGGGAAACCGGUUGCCGGAAACCUGGGCGUAAUCAGGCAACUAACCGGGUCGCCAACCUCUCUUCCGUUGGUGUUUGCCGAACACUGGAACCAGUUGUCGCCGAGCUGAGAGUACCUUGUCAGACUGAUAAAACGUGUUAAUGAUCUUAGGUUAUCAAGGAGACAAGGGGAUGUUGUAGUUACAGGGAUUUUUUCAAUACUUAUGGAGUUUUCAACAAACAUUUCUGGAAAAAUAGCGAAUUCUCAGUUUGAUCACCAUAUUGAGCUUCCAAAACAUCAAAAACAUCAUUCUGAUAACAAUAUCAGAGUGCCAAAAACAAUACAAAAAGUUGCAAAAAAGGCAUGCCCGCAGCAGGAAUCGAACCUGCGCCUCCAAAAUCACAACGGGGCGUACUACCACUAUACCAUACGAGCCGAGAGCUCAACUCCAUCACUUUUCCUUAUCAGAUUUUAAAAUUCCACGACUCUCAAGAACUUUUCACUGGGCCGAGAUAAGACGGCACAUGAAGCCUGAUAGGCGCGGCGGCUCUCGGCCCGUAUAGUAUAGUGGUUAGUACUCCACGUUGUGGCCGUGGCGACGCAGGUUCGAUUCCUGCUGCGGGCAUUCGCUUUUUGCAAACUCUUUUUGGGUCUUGUCUCUGGAGGUAAAAAAAGAAGCAUUUCUCAGAAAAAAAAAAGUUUUUUUUCAUUUCUAUGAGCUUGGGCUUUCAGAUGCCGACGCCACAGCCAACGCCGACGCAUUAUCCUCCAGAACAGUACAGCUACGACCCGGCGCGCGAUCGUGACAACUACCGUUAUUAA
Messenger RNA from Caenorhabditis auriculariae, 9157 nucleotides. NCBI's taxonomy places the organism in Eukaryota, Metazoa, Nematoda, Chromadorea, Rhabditida, Rhabditidae. The record is from the annotation of a GenBank genome assembly.